This is a messenger RNA of Lactuca saligna, 1026 nucleotides long. Lineage: Eukaryota; Viridiplantae; Streptophyta; Magnoliopsida; Asterales; Asteraceae. The record is from the annotation of a GenBank genome assembly.
AUGAUUGUCUUGUCUGCUACUUGCUACAAACUAUGUGACAACCUUCUUGCUUGCUACACUUUCUUGCUUCUUGCUACUUGCUUUCUUUUCUUCUUUCUUCUUGCUUUCUUGCUUUCUUGCUUACCGAAUCUUGCUAACAUACAACAACUUUCUGCUGUUGCGUCUUUCUUCUCCACCUGCUUGCUAUCUUCGGGAUCACACUAUCACAGCCAGACUGUCAACACCACUCCCUGUAGCCAAGGGCUGCUCCUCCUUUCUCUACACCGACUCUCAAACCUGCAGCUUCAACCCGCUCUGAUACCAAAUGUUGGUUCAGGCCCUGUUUCACACAACAAAAACAGAGUACUUUACCGUUUUCUGGAGUUCGUUAGUAAUUUUGACUGGGAAAACUUUUGUGUUAACUUAUGGGGUCCUGUGCCAGUAAGCUCACUUCCAGAUGUGACUGCUGAGCCACCUCGUAAAGACAGUGGAGAAUUGUUGUUGAACAAAGUAUUUCUUGAUGCUUGUAGCUCUUUGUAUGCUGUUUUUCCUGGUGGUCAGAACAACCAAGGGCAAACUUUUGUUUCCAAACAUUUUAAUGUUAUUGAUCCAUUACGUGUUAGCAAUAAUCUUGGAUGCAGUGUCAGUAAAGGUAUACCGGUGAGUUGUCUGUUGAUGCUGUUACUGAUUGUCCGGUUGGGCUCAGAGGGAAGAGCUAUAUACAAUAACAAAAAUCAGUUCUUUAGAUUGGUUGAGAGAGAAUUACAGCCAUGGAUUGCUAAAGAUGAUGAUGUUGGUGAAGAAAUGUGGAGAGUGAACCAGAGAAUUGUUAGAGCCAUUUUGCAUGCCGGAGGUGCAGGAAGAACAUCAUACAAGCAUUUACAUCCUGUUGUAUCCAUUCAGACUAGGCUUACAGCAAUGGUUGCAAGAAAUGAGUUCAGAAGAAGAAGAAGGAGCACGGCUGCAACUAUAGUUGUGAAUUCUAGCAGAAGAUAUCGUGUAUGUGUUCUUGUGCUAGCUACUGUUGUCGAUUCGGGAACAUCCUAG